CGUGUCGGACCUAGCGGAUUUAGUGGCCGCGCGCGUUCACGAACGCGUGCGUGUUGUCCCCGCAGUCCUGGCGUCAGAGUUUGCAGUGAGAGUCCGCUCGCCUUGGAACGCGUUUCCUCUCAGGCUGCAGGCCGCGGCGGGUUGUCGUUCCUGCGUCUCACGCGCCGCUGCUCUGUCACGCUGCUGAACUCCAGGUCUUUGUGUUGACGGAACUACAUUUCCCAGAGUCCACCGCGAGCUGCGCGCGGCGGCGCGGUUGAUAACAGACUAUUGCGCAUUUCUGAGAAGCGAGGCCGCAAACAAAGCACGAGGCGUCUCGACGCCACGGCAGCGUCCAACCGCCCGGCAAACACGGCGCCACAUCAGCGACCUGGCGAGCUCGCGUGUGUGACGUCAGGAGUCCGUCACGUGACGUCGCACUGGCCGUAACCUGCCCGCGACUUCAGAAGCCGUAUUCAUCGGUCACUUGGGCGAGUGUUGGCAGGGCGGCCGCACAACGCCAACACACCACACCCGCGGUUCUCGUCCUUCACCAGAGGAAACGGAACCAAACACCUUUUGGCCCACGGCGGCUUCCCUAGUCACGUGACUGGCGCCUCGGCGGUACGACAGUUUCGCCACAAUAUUAUGUUGUGAGAGACGCACACCGGGACCACAGACCCUCUCACGGGACCCUCGACGCGCGCGCUCACUGACCAGCAGGAACAAAAGCAGCGCGCUGCCAGGACUUUGGACUGGAGGGCGCAGAAUGACCACGCGCAGCCACUGGCCUUCCGCUUCUUGCAAAACAUUCUUGGGGCAAAUUGAGUCCUUUGGCGCUCAAGUGAUUCCGCACGAACCACAGUAAAAGCUGAAAUGACGGCAUGCAGACGGCGCGCGAGCCUCCGUCGCUGCUGUGGGGCCUGGAUCCGGUCUUCAGCGCGUUUGCAAGACUUUACAUCAGAGACGUCCUGGAGAUGAGCGAGUCGACUCAGGUGCCAGGUGUUUACUUCUUCAACUCUCGACCGAUCUACAAGGUCCAUGUUCUGGGCACGGUGGUGUCCAGGAGAGAGCGCGAGGACUUCUUCUGCUACGGAGUGGACGAUGGAAGCGGCGUCAUCGCAUGUCUGUGCUGGAAGAGUGACCUGAUGAAGGAGCAGCUGGAGCCCAGCACAGGAGGGCGGCAGAGCGACGCAGCAGCCGGUGGAUUUGAUCCGGCAGCAGAGCUGAGGAAGCUGAAACAGGCUCAGGAGGAGCAGAGUCGUCUGGAGAUCGGAGAGCUGCUGCGUGUGCGAGGAGCAGUCAAGACCUCCAGAGGGCAGAGGGAAAUCAUGGCCUCGUGCUUCUACAAGGUCAGCGACCCUGUGAUGUCGGUCCAGCUCUCAUGGAUGUCAGAGCUGCCCCUGCUCUACAAGCAGGUGUACGAGCGGCCGCUGGAGCUGAAGGACCACAGAGACGUCAGCCUCCUCACCAGAGCCACCGACGCCGUUCGCGUCUUCCUGGAGGACAAGCCUGCGGUCACAUUCCGCCCCUAUGAUGUCCAGGAUCUUCUGCUGCCACUGGUCAGCACGCGCACUCCGGCGGAGCAGGAGCCGGCCCCGGGUCCCUCAGUCUGCUCGCAAGUCUCUGCGCUUCUCAAGCAGACGUUGAAAGUUCUUCAAGAAGAGGGUCUGGUGUACCGCAAGGUCCUGUCCCAGGACCAAGUCUACUGUGUGACGCUGAAGGAUCUCGACCUGACCAUGGCAGUGAGAGACAUCGUCCGAGAGGACUGCCAGCGAGACAAGUAUGCAGAGAAGGGCGUCCACCUGCUGCACAUCCUGUCGGCCGUGAGGCGGCGCUACAGUCCCAACGUGAGCAAGGCGGCUCUGGAGAAGGUCCUCAGCUCUCUGGAGUGCAGCAGUGACGUCAUCAGCUCCGGCAACAACUACUACCUGGCUUUUGUCAUGUAAAGACUCCUCUCUGGAGAUGAGUCCGCGGUGUCAUGGCAGGUUUCAAACCUGACUGCUGAGCGCCCUCUCGCUGGCCUGGCUU
Messenger RNA from Synchiropus splendidus (mandarinfish), 2010 nucleotides. RefSeq names its product STN1 subunit of CST complex (gene stn1). Gene Ontology annotation, molecular function: single-stranded telomeric DNA binding. Gene Ontology annotation, cellular component: site of double-strand break; DNA replication factor A complex; chromosome, telomeric region. Gene Ontology annotation, biological process: telomere capping; double-strand break repair via homologous recombination; nucleotide-excision repair. The coding region runs from base 864 to 1928 and encodes 354 amino acids. The record is from RefSeq and is a predicted model, not a curated record. The transcript is spliced from 9 exons. Lineage: Eukaryota; Metazoa; Chordata; Actinopteri; Syngnathiformes; Callionymidae.